This is a messenger RNA of Phyllostomus hastatus (greater spear-nosed bat), 7896 nucleotides long. It is a transcript of the gene FAM186A, whose product is annotated as family with sequence similarity 186 member A. The record is from RefSeq and is a predicted model, not a curated record. Bases 1 to 7896 code for a protein of 2631 amino acids. The transcript has 14 exons. Lineage: Eukaryota; Metazoa; Chordata; Mammalia; Chiroptera; Phyllostomidae.
AUGUUCAAAAUGAAAAAUGAGAUAGACAAUGAAUCUGAUUCAGAAAAUGAAGUUGUGGAUUAUACCAUCUUGUCCAGAAAAGACCUUGAUAGAUUAGAGGUCCCUAGACUUGAGAUCCCUGUCUCAGUACAGCAAAUCAUCUCUAAGAUUCAGCAAGCGCAGCUCUAUCGAGCCAGACAGGACAUUAAUAUGCAGCUGGCUGAUAUAAUGCAAACUGUGCAGCAGAAAAUAAGACCCUACAUUGUUGAUGAGAAUGUGUACCCUAGAAGGAAAAUCUCCCUUACAGAACAUAAGAAAUGGAGAGUAAAUUUCCUGGGGAAAAUAGCUGCUCAUGCUAAUUCUGUUGAAAUUAAAGAAAAGACACUUGUCCACAUCCUGGCCUGGCUGAAAGAAUGGAAUGCCAUUUUGUCUGAGAUGACCGAAUUUGACAUUGAUGAACACCACUACUGGAUAGCACAAAUGGAGCUUUUACCAGAAACAUUCAAAGCAAUUGAGAGCAAUGUCAAGAUACUGAGUCGAACUACUGCCAUUUUGCUUGAAGAAAAGAAUCAACAAAAGAAAAAAAUAACGACCAGAGGUACUCUAUGGAAAUCUUGGAAAGAAAGAGUUAUAAAGCGACCUGCAACAGCCCAUGCUUUAAGAUCAGAUCAGAUGAUUAGUGAUGAAUUCGCAACAAAUACAAAGGUUUCAGAAAUCCAAGGUAUGCUACAGGAACUUGUAAAAACUGCAAUGUUCAAUAAAUUGGAAAACAGUGCUAUUAAAUAUAUAUCAUCGACGAUAAAAAACCUUUCUAUAGCAUUGAGUUCACUAAAGGAUGAAUUAAAAGUUAACUUCCAAAAUGCCAAUAUGUAUAUGAAUGAGAUAAGUGGAGGAGAAAAAGAGGUCUCCCUGAAGAUAAUACAAGAGCUCAGUAAAGAAAAUGAAAUGCUUCAGCAGAAACUUCAAGAUGCAGAAGAAAAAUGUGAACGACUUAUUCAAUCCAAAGUGUCAACAGGGUCACUCACAUCAAACUUGAAAGUAUCACCUGAGCUUUCUCCACAAUCAUCCAUGACCAGUAGCAAGGCUGAUAAAGAAGAGAGUAUAGAUAGUAUUUUAGCCAAAGAGUUUGAAAAUAGUAUGGAGGAGGCCCAAAGCAAGGGUACCAAAGCCUCAGGGAUCAAGUGGGACUCAGGUAUUUUAUAUACAGCCCAAGAUGAAAUGACUCCAGAUUUAACUGAACAGCAAUCCCUUCUACCUGAGAAAGUAGAGAAAACACCUUCUGAAGAUAUCACUAAAGGUAAGAGAUCACUGAAGAAAGGUGAUGUCUAUGAGAAAGGUGGGACUGAUCAGUAUCAAUCACAGAAAACAGCGAGCGCAAAAAGCCCGUAUGUGCAGGAGACCUCUGGAUCUACUCUGAGUGAUGAAAAAGGUAAAGAGAUAGUCUCAGAGACCAAAGUUGAUCACCACUUUGAGCUACCAGCACUGGAAAAGAAGAGUAAAGAAAUAAAAUUCCUUUCUGAAGCCAAAUCAAAGUCAUUCACUGAAUCAAAAAUUCAGCGUGUUCCUGCUGAUUUCCCUUCUACUGACACAAAGAGCCAAGAUGGCAAAAGUGUACCUAAUGUAUGGCACCGACUCAGGAAUAUGAAACUUGAACAUAUACUUGAGAAAAGCCAAAUUUCUUCAGAGAUUCAAGAGAAGCCUGCCACAGAGUCAACGGACAAAGAAAGCAAAAGUGAUAUGAGUAGCCAAGCACAGCCAUACAGUUCAAUCCAACUUGGUCGUCCCUUUGAGAAAGUAAAAAGGAAAGGAAAAAAACAUCACAUCUCUCCAGAAACUACUAUAAGCAAAGAAGGAAAAACUGCAGAGAAGGACAUGUCAGUUUUCACCAAGAAGCUCAAGUCUCAUGAACUUGUUAAGUCACAACCUAGGGUAACUAAAGAGACUUCAGAAUCUACUCAAGUUCUAGGAAGUUCAGAUGGCAAAAUUGAACAGAGUAAUCUAGAAGACUUUCAUAAAGCCAUAAUGGCUUUCUUAAAAGAGAAAAUUGAUAACACAGGAAAGCCUUUGAAUAAAAAAACUGUGCCAGAAGAAGAGUUAAUGCUAAAAAAAGCAGAGGUGGAGAAAUUAGAAAUCAUAAAGGCAAAAAUGGAGGAAUAUUUCCAAAAUGUGGCUGAAACUGUGACAAAAGUCUUAAGAAAAUAUAAAGACAUAAAAAAUGCAGGACACGUUGGAAAGAAACCUAUUAAACGAAAAAAGGCAGUCUUACUUAUGCCAGGAUUGCAUUCUCAGAAGCCAACUAGUACAAUGUCUGAAAUGAGCUCCUUAUUGUCAUCUGUGAGCAUGGACCCAGUCACUCACAGUGUGAUACAAGCGAUCUUGACAGAAAUAGGAAGUGAAAGAGGUGUUCCUAUAGCCUCAAUAGCAGGGACAGGGCCUGAGAAGGAAAAACAAAGACAGGAGGAAUAUCUGCAAGAAGUUCAAGGAAAAAGUUUUGAUAUGGAUCUUAAACACCAGUUGCCAGAAGAAAGGAAUCUCUGGAAGACAAGCUAUGAGAUGACAAGGAAGAAUUUGGAUAAGGAAAAGGCAUGGCUCCAGAUGAAGGAGGGAAAGCAAGAGCAGGAGCUGGAGGAAGCAUGGAAGGAAUGGCAAAGACAGAGGAUGCAAAAGCAGAUUGAGCAAGAUGAGAAGCAAAAGCAAAUGGAAGAGGAGAAAGAGGAGCAGAAGCAAAAGCAGCAGCUGGAAGCAUGGAGGCAAAAAAUCAAAGGGCAAGGAAUACUCUUGGAGAAGAACAAGGGACAGCAGAUGGGGCAGAUUCAGAAAGAAGUCAAACAUCUGAAGCAAGAAAGUAGUUGGGAGGAGGAUGAAGAGAAGCAGAAAUCAAUGAGAAAGGUAGAGGAACAUGAAAGUCAGUGGCAGAAAAAAGUAAAGGAGCGGAUGAAGAUUAAGGAGGAAAACAUUGAAGAACUUGGAAAGGUAUUAGGCCACACUUCAGUGACAUUGGCUCCCAGAUGGAAGAACAUGUGGAAAAAGGCAUAUCAGUUACAGAAAAGAAAAGAGUCGCAUGUAAAUCUUAAGACACCAGAGACUCUUGCUGAAGAGCACUCCAUGCCAAUCAUUCUUCCCACCUCCACACAGUCUUCCUCACCUGAGCCCUUUCCUAUUUCUGGAAAGUCUCCCACAAAGUCCAUUGCUGUCAUUCAUGAGGAGGCCCCAGCACUGGGAAUCACUCACCCCUCUCAGCAGAUUCAGGCUUUGGGGAGUACCCCUACUCCAAAGAUGUCUCAGGGUUUAGGAGUAGCUUAUCCACCUGAGCAGGCACAGGCAUUGAGGACUCCUCUCACUUUUGAACAAAUCCCCAAAUUGAAAAUUCCUUUCAAACUUCAGAAGACACAAGUACCAGAGGCCUUUCUUAUGCAGCAACAAGACCAGGCAUUGAGGACCCCUAUUACCCCCGAGGAAAACCAGUCACUAAAGUCAUCUCUCACAUUACAACAAGCCCAGGCAAAGCACAUGCCACUAACGGCAGAACAGGCACAGAUUUGGGGGGUCCCUAUUACCCAAGAACAGGGCCACGCACAUGAGGUCAUUCAUAUCCCUCAGUGGGCCCAGACCCAGGAAAUCACAUUCACCCCCAAGCAGGUCCAGACCCAGAGGCUCAGUCUCAGUGGGCAGCAGGCCCAGGCUUUUGAGGUCACUCUCACCCCUCAGCAGGCCCAGGCACUUGGGGUCACUGCCACUCCUGAACAAGCCCACCCACUUGGAGUUAUUGUCACCCCUCAGCAGGCCCAGGUACUUGGGCUCACUCACACCCCUGAACAGGCCCAGGCCCUUGGGGUCACUCUCACCCCUCAGCAGGGCCAGGAACUUGGGGUCACUGUCACUCCCGAACAGGCCCAGGCACUUGGGAUCACUGUCACCCCUCAGCAGGCCCAGGAACUUGGGGUCACUGUCACUCCCGAACAGGCCCAGGCACUUGGGAUCACUGUCACCCCUCAGCAGGCCCAGGAACUUGGGGUCACUGUCACUCCCGAACAGGCCCAGGCACUUGGGCUCACUCUCAUCCCUCAGCAGGCACAAGCACUUGGGGUCACUGUCACUCCUGAAAAGGCCCAGGAACUCGGGGUCACUCUCACUCCUCAGCAGGCCCAGUCACUUGGGGUCACUGUCACCCCUGAACAGGCCCAGGCACUCGGGGUCACUCUCACUCCUCAGCAGGCCCAGGAACUUGGGGUCACUGUCACCUCUGAACAGGCACAGGCACUUGGGGUCACUGUCACUCCUGAACAGGCCCAGGCACUCGGGGUCACUGUCACCCCUCAGCAGGCCCAGGCACUUGGGGUCACUGUCACCCCUGAACAGGCCCAGUCACUUGGGGUCACUGUCACUCCUGAACAGGCCCAGGCACUCGGGGUCACUCUCACCCCUCAGCAGGCCCAGGCACUUGGGGUCACUCUCACCCCUGAACAGGCGCAGGCACUUGGGGUCACUGUCACUCCUGAACAGGCCCAGGCACUCGGGGUCACUGUCACCCCUCAGCAGGCCCAGAAACUGGGGGUCACUGUCACUCCCGAACAGGCCCAGGCACUUGGGCUCACUCUCACCCCUCAGCAGGCCCAGGAACUUGGGGUCACUGUCACUCCUGAACAGGCCCAGGCACUCGGGGUCACUGUCACCCCUCAGAAGUCCCAGGCACUAAGAGUCACUCUCACCCCUGAACAGGCCCAGGCACUUGGGGUCACUCUCACCCCUGAACAGGCCCAGGCACUUGGGAUCACUGUCACCCCUCAGCAGGCCCAGGAACUUGGGGUCACUGUCACUCCCGAACAGGCCCAGGCACUUGGGAUCACUGUCACCCCUCAGCAGGCCCAGGCACUUGGGGUCACUGUCACCCCUCAGCAGGCCCAGGCACUUGGGGUCACUCUCACCCCUCAGCAGGCCCAGGCACUUGGGGUCACUGUCACCCCUGAACAGGCCCAGGCACUCGGGGUCACUCUCACUCCGCAGCAGGCCCAGGAACUUGGGGUCACUGUCACUCCCGAACAGGCCCAGGCACUUGGGGUCACUGUCACCCCUCAGCAGGCCCAGGCACUUGGGCUCACUCUCACCCCUGAACAGGCGCAGGCACUUGGGGUCACUGUCACUCCUGAACAGGCCCAGGCACUCGGGGUCACUGUCACCCCUCAGCAGGCCCAGGCACUUGGGGUCACUCUCACCCCUGAACAGGCCCAGGAACUUGGGGUCACUCUCACCCCUCAGCAGGCCCAGGCACUUGGGGUCACUGUCACUCCCAAACAGGCCCAGGCACUCAGGGUCACUGUUACCCCUCAGCAGGCCCAGGAACUUGGGGUCACUGUCACUCCUGAACAAGCCCACGCACUUGGAGUCAUUGUUACCCCUCAGCAGGCCCAGGCACUUGGGCUCACUCUCACCCCUGAACAGGCACAGGCACUUGGGGUCACUGUCACUCCUAAACAGGCCCAGGCACUUGGGGUCACUGUCACUCCUGAAAAGGCCCAGGCAUUUGGGGUCAUGGUCACCCCGGACCAGGCUCAGACAUUAGAGACCUCUCUUACUGCAGAACAGGCCUGGAUAUCAGGGAGGUCUUUGGGGCCCCCUCUCACCUCAGAUAAAGCCCACAUUUUAAGAUAUCCCCUUACCCCUAAGCAAGUCCAACUUUCUCUUAAACCAUUUCAAGAAUCAAAGAUGUCUCUCCCCUCUAGGCACUCCAUUCCAUCAAAACCUAGGCAGUCUCUGGCAUCAUCUAUUGCUGAGAAGUCCUCUAUAUUUGAGGUCUCUUCUACUCCUUUGCAGAUAUCAAGGUCUCCUUUUACCCAAGUCCCUGAGAAAUCCCUAGCAAAAGGGAUUGCUUCUGACCCUAAGAGGCUCCUGGCACCACAGACUUUUCCUUCCUCUGGACAGGCACUGGUUUGUAAGGGUCAGUCCGCCUCUGUGCAGUUCUUAGCACCAGAGGGCGGUCCCACCCCUGGGAAGCUCCCAGUAUCCGGGGCCCCUCCAACCCCUGGACAGCCCUUUAUAUCUGGAGUUCCACCCACCUCCUCACAGAUUCCCAGUCUUUGGGCUCCUCUUGCUCCUGGGAAGUCCUUGGUACCUGGGGCCUCCUCUAUCCCUGAGGAUCUCAUGGAAUCUGAACCCUUAACCCUCUCUGAGCAGCACCAGACAUUUCAGCUCCCUGCCACCUAUGAGCAGUCUUCCUAUCUACAAGCCCCUUCCACCCUUGGACAGCAUCUGGCACCGUGGACCUUUCCUAGACAAGCCUCCCCACUAUGGAUCUCUCCCACCCCUAGGCAUCGUCCAGCACUAUGGGCUCCCUCAACCCCUGGAAUGCCCCAGAAAGAUUUGUCCUCUUCUGUCGCUAAGAAAAGUCAGGAAAGAUUGGCAAUUAUUUCUUCUUUAAAGUCCAAAUCAGCAUUCGUCCAUCCCAGUGCUCCAAGUUCCAAAGCACCUCAAGCCCCUCUCACCACUAAGAAGUUCCAAAUAUCAGAGGUCUCUGACACUUGUGAAGAAAUCCAGAGAUUCCAUGAUCCUUUUGCUAUGGAACAGUUUAUGACAUUUCAGUCCUAUCUCACCAAUUACAGGACACCAGGAUCACAAACCCCUUCCAUUGAUGAUGGAUACCUUGCAACUCUCAGGAAGCCUAUAACAUCACUUCCUUCUCUUCCUACUCAACUACCCAAAACAUCACAGAUUUUGCAUUCUGAAUGGGACUGGAAAUCCCGAUUCCCCCCUAUAAGCAAGCCCUGCAUAAUGACUUCAGUUUCAGGCACCAAGAAACCCAAGAUGAUGGUACCUCCUUCCUCUCCCCAAGAGCUCAAAGAGCAGAGGUAUUUUGUUGAUGUGGAGGCUCAAAGGAAGAACCUAAUACUCUUAGAUCAGGCUACAAAAACUUCUGGACUUCCUUCAGAGCUACACACAACCGCUAGGAAUCUCAUAAUUGAGACAUUUCAUACAGACACCGUUCGGCUGGGAUACCUAUUCCACAAGUACAUUGCCUAUAGGCUGAUCCAGCAUGCAAGAAACAACAUAAUCAAACGAUUACAAGCCAUCCAAAACAGUGGGAAAGGUUAUGAAACCCAGAACCUCUACUUAGUACUAAGCAGAAUUGAUGACUACCAGAAAAAGGUGAUGGUGGUCUGGACUGAGAAGCAGAAGUCUCUAGAGCAGAAACGGAAUCAGUGUCUAAGGAAAAUGAUGUCCUUAUUUGGCCAGCUCCAAGAGAUGCAUAAAUUAAAUCUUAGUCAACCUGUACCUUUGAUCAUCGACAGAAAGCAAACACCUGCCCCUAUCAAAUCUGUUCAACAGCCAUUCCCAGAGCUAAUAGAAAAGGACAGAAAAUCUGACAUAUUCAAGAAAUCAAGGUAUGUGGAAGACCAGAUGGAAGCCAUCUGGAAUGCUGAUCAGUCAACUUCAAGCUACCCAAUUGCUGAGAAGACAUCAAUGCAUUCACUAUGGGCCCAGCUGGGUGGGUACCCAGCUCUUCCUAUGCUACUCCAGUUAGAUGUUCAGUCUACCUUCAGAAAAUCUCUGGCAUCCAUUCAAUCAAAUGAGCACCGUAGAGAAUUAGACGCGGCCUCAGGAAAAGGAGCCCCGCCUCUCACGGAGCCAACACAGCACGCCACGGAGCAACACCGGCAGCUACGACGGAACGGCACGCCGCGGGUGGCGCGCACGCUCGCCCCGAGGCCGCAAGGGAGGCGGGCUGGCGUGCGCGCCCUCGUGGAGGUGGGCGGGGCUCGGGGCGGGGCUCCGAGUCGGACCGGGGCGGGGCCGCAGGAGCUCCGGAGAGUGCGCGGAGACCUCGGCUUUCCUCCGCACCUUCUUUCUCCCGCGACUUCUGGGGCGUUGGGAGCACAAGAGGGAUCCCCUUGCCCUAGAACGAGGGAGUGGAGGAACCGCUGA